CUCAAAACUCCCAGGUGCACAAGUCCAGCUAUUACCAGCCUUGCAUGCAGAUUCAUCGGCCAUGAUCAGACAGUAGCACUGGCAAAGCAGGCGGUGGCCCUUGGCGCAGGCACAACACGUCCCGAGGUUGUGUUCCACGGCAGAGCUCCCCCACCAGACCUCGAACAUGGCCGGCGUUCCGGAAACAACGCUCAACUGGCUGUACAGCGUCCUGACCAGCAACUACACAGACGUCAAUCGCACCUAUCACGACGCAACAGAGGCCCUCUCCCACUACCCGUCGCUGUCGGUGCGCACCGACGUCUACACAUACGACAACGGCGCUUCCAACCUCCUGCUCAACCUCAGCGGCACGCUGCCGGUGACGUUCCGCGGCGCAACAUAUGGCUUCCCGGUCGCGGUGUGGGUGCCUUACGCCUACCCGCGCGAGUCCCCCAUUGUGUACAUCAAGCCCGACAAAGACAUGCUGGUGCGGCCCGGCCAGCAUGUGAGCGGCGACGGGAGGGUCUACCACCCCUAUCUGGCACAGUGGGCCAAGUACUGGGAUAAGUCCACCUUGUUCGACUUUCUUGCUGUGCUGCGAGGCGUCUUUGCGAAAGAGCCCCCGGUGCGCUCGAGACAGCCGCAGCCGCAGCCCCCGCCCGCGCAACAGGGCCCGCCGCCCGUCCCCCCGCCUCCAGCGGAGUAUCGCCAGCCGUUGCACAGCACACCAGGCCCGUCAGCAUCCCCGGGCGCCUCCCGCCCCUCGCAAGCGCCCCCAGCGCCUCCUCCCAAGCCGCCAAAGCCAAACGAACCGCUCCGCCCGACGCCCCAGCCGCAGAGCGAUCGAUACUCGCAACCGCCUCCGCUGCCUCCGCACCCGCCGCAACAACAGCUGCCGCCACAUCAGCCGCAACGGAGCAGCUACGGGACGCCGCCAGGCUGGCAACAGCAUGGACCUCCAUUCGCCCACGGCGCUCCAUCGCGACAAGGGAGCCACGACACCAGCCCGGCGACACCACUCUCGUACAACCCACAGCCCCAGGCACAGGCGCAGGCACAGGCACAAGGCUUCACUCCUGCGCCGUAUGGGACGGGAAGCCCUGUCAGUCCCAUCUCGCCCCAGGGGCAACGGCAAGCGUCUAGCUUUGGAAGACAAGCGCCCCCGCAGCCCCCCGCCAACGGCGCGCCUCCACAGCAGUACGCUGGUCAGCCGGGCGCUCCUCAACCUUACGGACAUCCCUCAUCAGUGCAGCAGCAGUACCGACCACCGCCGCAGCAGUACCCGCCGCAGCAUCCUCAACAAUACCAGCAGUAUCAACAGCCACCACCGCAACAAGCCCCACCGCAGCCCAAGCCAGCACCUCCUGUCAAUCUCCUCGACGACUCGCUCGAGGUAACAUUGCCGUCUCAAGGAGGCAGACAGACAUCUCUGCCAGUACCUCCCGUACCACCAAACCCGCAGAAAGAUGCCCUCUUGACAGCUCUCGGUCAGGCUCUUGCCUCGCAGACACGCCAGGUAGUGGCCUCGAACCAGACUGCUGUGGCCCCACUUCGGGCACAACAACAGGCGUUGCAAAAUGCAUACUCACGGCUACAAGCCGAACUGGGCGAACUGCAGCAAUUGGACGCGGUCUUAGCUUCUAACGAGCAGAUUCUGAAGGGCGCAAUGGUAGAUGCGGACCGCGCCAUGGAUGAUGCGCGUAGAAGACACGCACCGGACGUCGACGACGUGCUCGUGGCACCUACAGUAGUUGGACAACAGCUGUAUGCGCUCGCAGCCGAGGAGCGAGGAAUCGCCGAUGCGCUGUUCGUUUUGGGUAGAGCGCUCGACAAGGGGAGGGUCACAGCAGAUGUUUUUGUCAAGCAAACGCGGAGCCUAGCUCGAGAGCAAUUCUUGAAGAAGGCGUUGAUCAAAAAGAUAGCCAGGGGUAUGGCACUGGACGAAUACCAGAUGCGGUGAAGUCUGUGGCAAGAUUUGCCCACCUGUUUUUGGUCCAGGCAGACACGAGCACAUGACAUAGCUCUGACUGUGCUUGCAGCCAUCAUGCCACGAUUGUACCAAGGUCCGUCGUCCAGACCUGAUAGGGUGUCUGUUUUGUGCCGCACUCACGAGCCGCGACCAUACACUGCUGAAAGCCCGACGGGGAUUUAGCGGAGAGGUCCGAAAAGUAUUGAACGCAGCUAAGCCUCUGGAACCUAGAUGUUUUCGCUGCUUGACUGAUGGUGAGGU
This is a messenger RNA of Boeremia exigua, 2212 nucleotides long. RefSeq names its product UEV domain-containing protein. Gene Ontology annotation, cellular component: ESCRT I complex. The transcript has 5 exons. Gene Ontology annotation, molecular function: ubiquitin binding. NCBI's taxonomy places the organism in Eukaryota, Fungi, Ascomycota, Dothideomycetes, Pleosporales, Didymellaceae. The record is from RefSeq and is a predicted model, not a curated record. Gene Ontology annotation, biological process: endosome to lysosome transport; protein modification process; protein transport. The coding region runs from base 167 to 1942 and encodes 591 amino acids.